ACGGAUUAUAUUUCCACAAGAGUAUUAGUGGUGCCGGUAUUUUAUCCUUUCAGCCUUCCUCCUCAGUUCAGUCAGACAUCGUUACGGUGGAGUAUUAUGUAUGCAUGGUUGUUGGGCGGGUGAAGCAAGAGGAGCUGAACAGCCCUGGUUCCGAUGGACAAACGCAAAAGGAAAUCCGGCGGCGGCUUAUCCUAGCGGCGUCGGGCUUGGUGAAGGCGCUGAGCUGUUGGUGAAGGAAGCCAAGGCAGAGAAAUGGAGAUUCACUAAUCAAAAUCAGUUCCCACACCGACCAAGCCAGAGAAGGAAGAAGAGAAACUCCUCCACGGUUGCUUUGUGAAACCUCAAGAGGGCAUGAUAAGUCUUCGAUUACAAAUCGGUUCUUAAGGAUUGGGGAAAGAUUUUCCCAAUUCUGGCUCCACUUCCUAUUCAUGAAGUUACAAAUGGAUCUUAGGGUUAGCUAACCCAUCCCCUCCCGCUCAUUGGGAACACUGGCACUCAAGUUUCUCACCCGACUUCUUCUUCCCCACAUCGCUGGUUAUGGCAAUUGAAGAGUUUAUUUCUUGAUUGGCAACAACUCUCUUCCGCCGCUCAGAACUAUUCUGUGACUUGAUGUAAACCAUGCCUUUCUAAACGGAGUUAUUGAUGAAGAGGUAUACAUGGUGCAACCCCCAGGUUUUUCAAGUUCAGGACACUUCAUUGGUGUGUAAGCUUCAUAAAUCUCUAUAUGGCUUAAAACAAGCUCCAAGAGCUUGGUUUCUUAAGCUUACUUCAGUCUUAUAUGCUGCUGGGUUCAAACAAAGCAGAUGUGAUCCUUGCUUUAUUUUUUGUCAUCUGAAGUUCAGAUAUACAUCUUGAUAUAUGUUGAUGAUAUACUGGUGAUUGGGAAUAAUCCUACUGCUAUUGCUCAACUCAUUCAGAAAUUAGACUCAACUUUUUCUCUUAAACAUCUAGGAGAUUUAGAUUUCUUCUUGGGAAUAGAAGCAAGCAAACUACCUGAUGGCCGUCUUCAUUUGUCUCAGGCCAAAUACACAAGAGAUCUCCUCAAUAAGACAGGCAUGAAUAAGCAUGAUACAAUCAAAAGGAGCCAAAACUCCCAUGGUCAGCACUUGCAAGCUCACUAAUGAAGGCAGCAACUAUCUACCCAAUCCCUCACAUUACAGGUCCAUAGUUGGUGUUCUGCAAUAUGCCACUCUAACUAGACCUGAAAUUUGCUAUGCUGUUAAUAAAGUAUGCCAAUUCAUGGCUGCACCACUGGAAGAACACUGGCAGGCAGUAAAGCACAUGCUACGCUAUCUCUCAGGCACUAUCACUCAUGGUCUUAUAAUCAAACCCUUUCCCUUGAAAACUAUGUCUCUUUCCAUCUCAGCUUUCUGUGAUGCUGAUUGGGCUUCAGACCCUACAGACAGGAAGUCAACCUCUGGCUCCUGUGUCUUCCUUGGAUCCAACAUUAUUUCCUGGUGGUCAAGGAAACAACUUUGUGUUGCAAGAUCUUCCACAGAGGCAGAGUACAGAAUUCUUGCUUAUACUGCAGCAGAACUUCUGUGGAUACAAUUCCUACUGAAAGAACUUCAAGUUCCUUUUGCUAUUCCCAGUGAUAAUCUUAGUACUGUCCAGCUUUGCUCACAAUCCUGUCUUACACUCCAGAAUUAAACAUAUGGAGAUUGAUCUCUUCUUUGUGAGAGAAAAGGUUCACCUGAAGCAACUUGAAGUGUUCCAUAUUCCUGCUCUACAUCAGCUAGCUGAUGUACUGACUAAACCUUUAUCUGCUUCAAGAUUUCUGGAACUCAAGAACAAACUUAGUGUGAUUGAUCUCAGUCCUCAAUCACCCUAACUUUGAGGGGGGAAUGUUAGACAGACUUAUAGUUAGUCGGUUAUAAGUUUGUUAGUUUGUUCUCAUUUUCGGUUGACUUAGUUUAGUCUAUUGAGCUAAGCUUUGUAAGACCUAGCAAGUCUAUAAAUACUUUGUAUCAUCUUCUUCAAUCAAUA
Molecule: messenger RNA, 1986 nt
Organism: Cuscuta epithymum
Lineage: Eukaryota; Viridiplantae; Streptophyta; Magnoliopsida; Solanales; Convolvulaceae
Source: the annotation of a GenBank genome assembly